Messenger RNA from Solanum lycopersicum (tomato), 1200 nucleotides. It is a transcript of the gene SIP1-3, whose product is annotated as aquaporin SIP1-3. Gene Ontology annotation, cellular component: membrane. Lineage: Eukaryota; Viridiplantae; Streptophyta; Magnoliopsida; Solanales; Solanaceae. The record is from RefSeq and is a predicted model, not a curated record. Gene Ontology annotation, biological process: transmembrane transport. Gene Ontology annotation, molecular function: water channel activity.
UUAAUGUAUGCAGUUUUUAUUUGGUGGAGCACACCUUCUCCAAUUAACAAUUCUUAAUUAGUUGUACAAAAAUAAUCCCCAAUUCCUACCUACUAUACUUCUAAAUUCUAACUAAUCUCCAUUUCUCUAAUAUAUAAUGCAUUGAUUUACAUCUGAAUCCCUCUUCUUCUUCGUCGUUGAUUCAGUUGAAGAUGAAGAUGGGUGUUGUUAAAGCAGUGGUAGCUGAUUUUGUAAUGACAUUUAUUGCGAUAUUUUGUGUUUCAACGAUUGGGGUUUUGACUUACAUUAUUAGAUCUGCAUUUGGAAUCGCUCCUGGAUUGGCAUCUCUGUCAAUCACUAUUCUCAUUGUUUUCCUCCUCUUUCUAAUGCUUAGUGUUAUAGCUGAGGCUUUGGGUGGCGCAGCCUUCAAUCCCGCCGCUACCGCCGCGUUUUAUGCUGCCGGAGUUGGAAAGGAUUCGCUCUUCUCCGUUGCUGCUCGAUUUCCUGCUCAGGCAGCUGGUGCGGUUGCUGGUGCAGUAGCAAUAUUGGAGGUUAUUCCUACGCAGUACAAGCACAUGCUUGGUGGGCCUUCCUUGAAAGUUGACUUGCACAAUGGAGCCAUCGCGGAGGGCAUCUUGACUUUCGUAAUGACCUUUCUGGUCUUUAUCAUUGUACUGAAGGGUCCUAAAAGUGCACUUCUAAAGAAUUGGUUACUUGCAAUGUCAACUGUUACCAUGGUAGUUGCAGGUUCAAAAUACACUGGACCUUCUAUGAAUCCAGCCAAUGCAUUUGGUUGGGCAUACAUAAACAACAUGCACAACACAUGGGAGCAGUUUUACGUCUACUGGAUCUGUCCCUUUGUAGGAGCAAUAAUGGCUGCAUGGACAUUUCGUGCCGUCUUUCCAGCUCCAGCAAAGAAGAAGAAGCCCCAGAAGAAAAAGCGAAAUUGAGAUAGACUCUUCUGCUUCAGUUACUUCAUUUAUCUAGGUUGCACUGUGGUUGAAGUAACCCGAUAAAGUUGAAAGCAAUUCUUAACUUCAAAUACAGAAUCAUAACAGCUAGUUGGAAUUGUUAAUAAACCCCCCUUUUAACAUUAAUCCAAAUUCAACCAACUAUUAGUGCAAUAUACUUAGUUGUCCAAAGUUGGAUGCCCUGAAGAUGUUCUUUCUUAUAUGCUUCUUUAGAUGCCUCCUUUCUACUGUUUUGAGUUGUGCUUGUGAA